UCCUUCAGGGGAAGUGGUGUGGCCACUGCUCCUGGAAGCCCAUUGACUGACUUCAGCUGCUUCAAUUGGCCACACUCUGCCUCUUCAGGAGGCCCUGGAGGUAUAAAUAAUAAAGCAAACCGGGCAGGUCCGUUUGGCCCUGUGGAUGGCGCCUGGACCCACUGAUAAUCCUCAAGGACAAUGAACCUCGUACUAGGCCUGGGCCUGUUUCUGGCAGGCCUCCUCACUGUGAAAGGUCUCCUGCAGGACAGAGAUGCUCCAGAUAUGUAUGAAUCUCCAGUCAGGAUCCAAGAGUGGAGGGGCAAGAAGGAUGCCUUGGAGCUUGCUCGGCACAACAUGGAAUUUGGCUUCAAGCUACUGCAAAGGCUGGCCAGCAACAGCCCUCAAGGGAAUGUCUUCUUUUCUCCACUAAGCAUCUCUACUGCCUUCUCCAUGCUGUCUCUGGGGGCCCAGGACUCCACACUGGAGGAAAUACGAGAAGGCUUCAACUUCAAAGAGAUGUCAGACAGGGACAUGCACAUGGGUUUCCACUACCUUCUCCACAAACUCAACCAGGAGACACAGGACAUAAAGAUGAGCUUAGGCAAUGCUUUAUUUAUGGACCAGAAGCUGAGGCCCCAACAGAGGUUCCUGAAACUGGCUAAGACUGUGUAUGAUGCGGAUAUGGUGCUCACUAACUUCCAGGACCUAGAAAAUACUCAGAAGGAGAUCAACAGAUACAUCAGUCGGAAAACCCACAGCAGAAUCAAAAACAUGGUCAAAAACAUAGACCCAGGCACGGUGAUGCUUCUCACGAACUAUAUUUAUUUUCGAGGCAGGUGGCAGUAUGAAUUCGACCCAAAACAAACCAAAGAGGAGGAGUUCUUCAUAGAGGAAGGCAAGGCCGUGAAGGUGCCCAUGAUGUUCCAAAGGGGCAUGUACGACAUGGCCUAUGACAGCCAGCUCUCCUGCACCAUCUUGGAAAUCCCCUACCGAGGAAACAUCACAACCACAUUUGUCCUUCCUGACGAGGGCAAACUGAAGCUGCUGGAACAGGGUUUGCAGGCAGACAUCUUUGCCAAGUGGAAAAGCCUUCUCUCAAAAAGAUUGGUGGAUGUAUGGGUGCCCAGGCUCCACAUCUCUGCUACAUACAACAUGAAGAAGGUUCUGUCCCGCCUGGGCAUCAGUAAAAUCUUUGAAGAGCAUGGUGACCUCACCCGGAUCUCGUCUCAUCGAAGUCUGAAGGUGGGAGAGGCUGUACACAAGGCUGAGCUGAAGAUGGAUGAGAAAGGCACAGAAGGGGCUGCAGGCUCUGGAGCCCAGACACUGCCCAUGGAGACCCCACGAAGGCUGAAGCUAAACAAACCCUUCCUGAUGAUGACGUAUGAGACUCUCAUGCCUUCCAUGAUCUUCUUGGCAAGGGUUUAUGACCCUAGUGGGAAAUAAAGGAGAAUCCCAUGGUGACCUCAGACCCACCCAUUUCCUAGGGCUGGAAGCAGUUCACCUGCUUGGCAUGGAGGAAGGCCUCAAGUGUACUCUAACCUAACCUUCUAGAGUCAUCACAGCCCAGCAGCCCAGCUGGCUCAAGGAACUUUGUGCUCUGUAUCCAUUUAUAACCCCUUCCCUAGCCAUCAGCAAUCCUGGACCAAAUGCCAACCUCUACCCGUAGUAUGUCCACAUCUUCUUUAUCCCAGCAGGCAGGGAGUGUUUGUGAUGUAAUAAACUCCACCGGACCCA
Molecule: messenger RNA, 1716 nt
Organism: Mastomys coucha (southern multimammate mouse)
Lineage: Eukaryota; Metazoa; Chordata; Mammalia; Rodentia; Muridae
Product: serpin A12
Exons: 5
Coding region: 181-1425 (414 amino acids)
Biological process (GO): negative regulation of endopeptidase activity
Molecular function (GO): serine-type endopeptidase inhibitor activity
Source: RefSeq, a predicted model, not a curated record